AUAUUGUCUUCCGUUUGCUCCUACUAGAAAGCUCGCCUGUAUGAUUUAAACAGUUCAAUUGCCUACCAACAAAUCCUCCGGAAAUAUACCUGUGAAUUAGCGUUUGUAUUGUUGGAGCACCCUGUCUUCCUACAUCCUGUCUUCUGAGUCCUAAGGUGCCUGUUCCUCCACCUCUGCUACAGCUCACAGCUUUCUGCCUGCUGGUGUGGCAUGAACUGGGAGGAUUUCAGCAUUCUUGCCUUGUUAAACAGAAUAGCUAGCAGAUUUUGAAUAUUUUUCUGACGAAGUCAUCCGGAAGCGUCUUCUAAUAGAUGGCGAUGGUGCUGGUGAUGACCGUAGGAUUAACCUCCUCGUGAAGAGCUUCAUUAAGUGGUGCAACUCCGGAUCCCAAGAGGAGGGAUAUAGCCAGUACCAACGUAUGCUGAGCACUCUGUCUCAGUGUGAAUUUUCAAUGGGCAAAACUUUGCUGGUGUAUGAUAUGAAUCUCAGAGAAAUGGAAAAUUAUGAGAAAAUAUACAAAGAAAUAGAAUGUAGUAUUGCUGGAGCACACGAAAAAAUUGCAGAGUGUAAAAAGCAAAUUCUUCAAGCAAAACGAAUACGAAAAAAUCGACAAGAAUAUGAUGCUUUGGCAAAAGUGAUCCAGCAUCACCCAGACAGGCAUGAGACACUGAGGGAGCUAGAGGCUCUGGGCAAAGAAUUAGAGCAUCUCUCACAUAUUAAAGAAAGCGUUGAAGAUAAGCUGGAAUUGAGACGGAAACAAUUUCACGUUCUUCUUAGUACCAUCCACGAACUUCAGCAGACAUUGGAGAAUGAUGACAAGCUGUCAGAGGUGGACGAAGCUCAGGAAAGCGCCAUGGAAGCAGAUCCUAAGCCAUAGACAACUGCCUGUCGCCAUCCCUAGGGAUGGCAAAUGGCUGCACGGGCUUCCUGGGCUCAGUGUGCUGUGCUUAUGGGAUAUUUCAGCUUCAGCGGUGAAAUCCUUUGCUUUUAAAUAUUCUUGUCUUGUUUGUAUUUCUUCACACAAAGGAAGAGCGUUCCAUGUAUGCAUAUUUUUAAAUGCAUUUUUAGCCUUGAAUAUAGAAUUCAGCAUCUGAAAACAUUUAAUAAAAUGCCUCAAGUUUCAUCUUUGUGUUCUUUCAAAACUUUAG
This is a messenger RNA of Acomys russatus (golden spiny mouse), 1148 nucleotides long. It is a transcript of the gene Thoc7, whose product is annotated as THO complex subunit 7. Bases 419 to 877 code for a protein of 152 amino acids. Gene Ontology annotation, biological process: mRNA export from nucleus; mRNA processing. The transcript is spliced from 8 exons. NCBI's taxonomy places the organism in Eukaryota, Metazoa, Chordata, Mammalia, Rodentia, Muridae. Gene Ontology annotation, cellular component: THO complex part of transcription export complex. The record is from RefSeq and is a predicted model, not a curated record.